CCGAGUUACCCUGCCCGAGAGCCAAGCUCCUCCACCCGCCCGGGACCUCCCUAGUGACUGUUUCUUUUCCAUCACUCUUGCCUGCAUUUUCUCCUCCCUGGGGUAAUUAACCUUCCUCUUCUUCAUUUCCUGUUUUCCCUGUUCACUUCUACCCACCUUCCCUCUCCCACGUGUGCCCUGCAGACUACUGUACCAGUGUGAAGGGAAAUGCAGUCUCUCCCCCAUCGCUCAUGUCUGUGUACCUAUGAUAGACUUCUAUGCAAUGUAUCUAAAGGAAUUUAGGACAGAGCAGUGCCCCCUAUUCUUGCAGCACAAGUGUACCCAGCACAGACCAUUUACCUGUUUUCAUUGGCAUUUCCUAAAUCAGCGUCGACGUAGACCCAUUCGAAGGCGUGAUGGGACUUUUAACUACAGUCCAGAUGUUUAUUGUACAAAAUAUGAUGAGACCACAGGCAUCUGUCCAGAUGGAGAUGAUUGUCCUUAUCUGCAUCGAACAACAGGGGAUACAGAAAGGAAAUAUCAUCUCAGAUAUUACAAGACUGGAACAUGCAUUCAUGAAACAGAUGCUCGGGGCCACUGUGUGAAGAAUGGACUACAUUGUGCCUUUGCUCAUGGUCCUCAUGACCUUAGACCACCAGUAUAUGAUAUAAGGGAACUUCAGGCACAGGAAGCCUUACAGAAUGGGCAGCUAGGAGGUGGAGAAAACAUCUCUGACCUACAGCCAGGAAUUCUAGCUAGCCAAGCAAUGAUUGAAAAAAUUAUUAGUGAGGAUCCGAGGUGGCAGGAUACUAAUUUUGUAUUAGCUGGCUACAAGACAGAGCAAUGCACCAAACCCCCCAGACUCUGCCGCCAGGGUUAUGCAUGCCCUCAUUAUCACAAUAGCCGAGAUAGAAGACGGAAUCCCAGAAAAUUCAAAUACAGAUCUACUCCUUGCCCCUCUGUAAAACAUGCAGAUGAGUGGGGUGAACCUUCCAAAUGUGAAAAUGGGGAUAACUGUCAGUAUUGCCAUUCUCGUACUGAACAGCAGUUCCAUCCUGAGAUUUACAAAUCUACAAAGUGCAAUGACAUGCGUCAAACAGGUUACUGCCCACGGGGUCCCUUUUGUGCAUUUGCACAUGUUGAAAAGGACACCAUGAAUGUAGUCAUACUGCAAACUGGUUGUCAAUCAAAGCCAGGCGCUCAUCUGUUUUCAGCAGACAGCAUAGGAAUUGCAAAUGAAUGGAGCAGCAAUCUUAACUCCACAAACAGCAUUACAAAUAACAGUGGGCAGUCUGGAAAUAUUUCCUGUUCCUCAAGUCCAACAGUAACAUCAAGUUCUGGUAGCUGUAGCUCAUUAUCAUCUAUUGGACCUCUUUGUAGGCAAAGAUCAUUAGCAAAUGGUGCUUUGUGUUCUGAGUUUAGCCCAUCAGGUGUUUUUUCACCAAAUUCUUGCUACCCAAAAGCACCAGGUUUUGAACGAGAGGAUCAGGUGAAACAGAAAAGCUUGCCAGCCGACAAUUAUCAGAAAAUAAAUGAACAAGACAGUAAGCAGAAUCAUCUCAGUGUUUUUUCAGUGGUUAAUCCACUUGCUUCGAGUAUAACAUCCAGUAUAACUUCUAGUCUGGCUUCCAGUAUUGGAUCAGAUAAUUCAUCCCCAACAGCUCCGUCAGUUAUCAGUGCCAAAGCUGUCCCGUUCUACCCUGGCAGCAAUACAGUUGAAUCAGUUAUAGGUUCUGCUUUAGAUCUACAUUUUAGUGACAUAAAUGUUGCAUCCUUAGAUAAAGAAUUAGAAGAUCAAGAAAAGAGUGACCUUGGAUUAACAAGUCAAAGGUUACUGGGAAGUUCAGCUCCUGUCAAUAUUCCAGGUUCUGUUGCUCGUUCCUCAUGUUUACAUUCAUCAUCUUCCCUUUCAACCUCUCCACUUAGUUCUCUUUCACAGUCGCUGUCUCAGUCUUUUAUUUCAUCUACUACAGCUCCUCACCAACAGCAGAUUCAGCCUUUGAAAUCAGAACAUAGUAUGUUAGGCACUUCAGCCUCUUCUCAUAACUCUUUAGGUUUAAAUGGUGUUACUGGGAGCAUUUGGGACUUCAUAACUGGGAGUUUCUCUCCUACUCCAUCCUCAAUAUUGAACAGUGGUACUAUGCCCUCAACAAACUCAAAUACCAGUGGAAAUGAAUUAGCUCUCAUUAGACAGGAACUUGAUGACACCAAUCGAAAAAUAAAACAGUGGCAAGAUUCUUGGCAACAAGUAAAGGAGGCAUGUGAUGCAUGGCAAAAAGAGGCUCAAGAGGCAAAGGAACGUGCUAGAGUGGCGGAUGCUGACAAAAAACUAGCUCUUCGGAAAAAAGAAGACUUAGAAAAUAAAUUGAAAAAGCUGCAGGAACAAUUUGAUGUGUGUCUAUCCACUACCGUACUUCAUAUGAAAAGUUAUGGCGAUAUAGAAAAAAUACCAUUACCAAAGCUUCAUUCUUUACAAAAUCAACUGCAUUCAGAUUUAGAAACAGUAGAUGAGGUAAUUUUCCAACGUCAUUCAAAUAAGUGUAUUGUAUGCCAAGAACGUGACCGUACUGUAAUCCUGCAGCCAUGUCAACAUUACGUACUUUGUGAACACUGUGCAGCUAAACAACAAAAAUGUCCUUGCUGCAAGACAAAAAAAAAGAAAUGGUGACAAAGUAAUGGUUCUUAUAAUUAUGUUAAUGAACUAAAGCUAUUUUAUGUUCUGGCAUUUUAUAUAAGAAUUGUAUUCCAUGUAUUAAUACUAGACUGAUUUCUGUUUUGACCUUGUAUGAUAUUUUAGUUGUUUUUACUACAGGAAGUGUUGUCUGGCUGACAUUAUGUACUGAAUUUUAUUAAUGACAUUCUAAAGUUCCAUGGUUAUUUUUUCCCUACCUACUCUUUUCAGUUUUCCACUUACAUUCCUGGUGCACAAGCUACUCAGGUUCACUUACAGCAUAAUCACUUCUUACAGGUGGGUACUCACAGUGCUGAAUGGGGGAUUUAUGCCUGUGUAUCCCACUAACAUUAUAACUGUAAAUACAAUAUUUGUUGAUGAGAGGACCUUACCCUUCACCAUAUUUAUGGUGUGUUGUAAUCCGGUGCCAGUAUUUUUGAAGCAGUCUAACACUACUGUUUACUUGGUUAUUUGAAGAAAUUUAAUUCCUGUAAAAGCACUUCACUUUUUUUGCUAGAGAUGAUAAAUUGCUUUAACCUACUUUCUAGGUUUUUAAUGGCUAUUUUUUUAAUAUGUGGUAUGAUGUCUUGUGUGUGUACUGUGAACUUAAAAUAUUUAUAUCAGUUUUACUGUUAAAUCAUAGUAUGGUGAAUAUGUAUGGUAAAUUUCAUUUUUUGCUUUAGUACUUACUAAAUGAAUAGUUACAUAAAAAUGAGAACUUGCCUAGAAUUUUUAUAGUUUGUCAACUGCAGGCUAAUAACAUUUAUAAGUAUACUAGCAGAGAGAGAGGUUGAAAGAGACAUACAUGAGUAAGUAUUCAAAUACUCUUUUAUUUUGUGAAACAAACCAGUUUUCUUAAACAAAACUAUGUUUUUGCACAUUGCCCAAAUUGGAUUUUUGUAGUAUUGGUGAAAACAUUUGUAUAACUCCUAAUCUAUUUGAUGACCUAUCAUUAAUUGAUAUAAUCCAUAUCCAAUUUUACCAAGUGCCUGUGUCUUGCACCUAAUACAAUUGCAAAAGAGUUUGCAAAUAGUUUGUACCACCUAAUUCUGUACAGGACAAUUGGAUAAUUCUCAAAAUAAUACUUUGUAAUGGAUGAAAGAUAGUAGGUUUUGUUUUACAUAAAUACAAUACACCUUUGGUUUUAGCUCUGAAUUUAUUUCAAUAUUUUAUUAGAUAAUGGUGCUUUCUUGUAAUGAUCUUUUUUAAAGUUAUUGAUGUCCAUAUUUAAUGCUGAUGGUUAGGAGUACACAAUAUAAGAGAAGUUAAUUAUUGUAUCUUAACACUGUCUCUUGUUACUUUCCUUAAAGUUAACUGUUCUUGUAGGAAGAAUUACCUGUGGUGUUACUUUUCUGUCCUGAUAAAUACAGGUAGGACACAAGUACAACUUAAGGUAUGACACAAUUACAUCCAAAUGACCUACCACUGUGUUAAAUAUGUGCAUAUUCCUAUUAAUUAAUACAUUAAUGCACAAGAAGUUCAUUCAUAUGACUAGCAUAGUUUAAUUAUUUCUGAAGUUUGUUCAGAUAUGUUGAAAUAGAAACAAGAUACAGUGAAAGAUUUGUUAUCUGGCACUCAGGGGAAACAGCGUUUGCUGGUUAACUGAAUGUACUUGAAAUCAAAGCAGCCCUUGCUGGCUCCUUUCUAGGGGAAAAGGAAGCUUUCUCCCCAGUAGUGGGGCCAGCAGCCCAUCUGGCACUCUGUUAAAUUCAAACUUUCUUAAACAGCUGGGGUCAGUGCUGGUUGAUAGUGCUUUCCAUUUAACAGUGUGCUGGGUCACAAAGCUUUUACUGUAUGUUGUAAAUUGUAUUUAUCAUCUUGAAAAAAUAUCUCUGAGAUUUGCAUUAGUGUUUAAAGAAUUCAGAGACCGAUCCAAGCCCACCUUAAGUCAGUGUGCCUACAUUGAAUUAUGUGAACUUUGGACUAGAUCUUUUGAGAGUGAGGGAGGGAACAUAAAACCUAUAAAUGAUUUACAUUUUGAACAGGAGCUCUUAAAAAGUUAUUUACAAGUACAAUAGUCUGAAGAUAACUGAAGAACAUUUUUAAACAGGCUUUAAAGUUAUGUUUCAUUGUAUGUCCUGAUACAUUUUUCACAUAAUUGUGAACUUUUUUACUAUAAUUUCAUUUUCAGCAAUAUGUUUCUCUUACCUGAAAAAAUAUUUUCUUUUAUCAUAGAAGUAGAACAAGUUUAGGUUUAUUUUAAGUGAUACUUUAAUCACUAAGCUUUGCUGUGAGUAUUAAUGGACUUCUACACUAGUAUAGUCUUUGCCAAAGAAGGGUUUUUUUGAACAUUUUUUUGACUAAAAUAAAUUGAGUGGGUAAGAAAUUUUUAUCAGUGACCAAAUUAGAAACGGAUGUAUUGUAGAAUUAAAUUAUUUUAAAUGUUUUAGAACAUGCAGCUGUUAUAAGACAGUGGUUUAUUACAUUUUCUAUCUCUUUGCUACCAGAGUUAACUAAUAUUCUUUCUAGAUUUUAGUGAAAUAAAUCCAAAUUAGAUUGAAAUGUGGUCAUGUGUGUCAAUAUUCAUUUCAUUAAGAAAUGUUUAAAUAUCUUUGUGCUACUGCCACAGUUUAUAGUUAUAUAUUAUUGUGCAUUUGUGUGUCAUUCUAGGAUCUUUUCUUUGGUCUUUACUUUUUGUAAUAAUAGGAGGUUUUUUUAAAUCUCUGGUUGAUGCUUUUUGAUUUAGAAACAAGUUUUAACAUAAAAAACAGAGCAAAUUGUCAAAUUAAUGUACACAGUUUGCACAUAUUGUCUUUUUAGAUAAACUCAACUAAUUAUUGGGUAAACUUUACCAUUUGUUAGGUUUGUAUGUGACAUAAUUAAUGUUGAGAAUGAUUACAUAGCUGUGUGUAAAAAUUAAUUUUAUCCUGAGAACAGCUGAGUUGGUUUUUGGACAGUUCUAAAUUUGAAUCUUGAAGGAAGAAGAUAGACCAAAGAAAUGUUACCUAUGAGUGAAAUUCUUAGAGUGAACUGCUUGUUAUUUGUUCCCUUAUCCAAAUAUGGUUAGGUAGUUACAUGAACCACAUUUAGUAUGCUAUAAUUAUUUU
Messenger RNA from Pelodiscus sinensis (Chinese soft-shelled turtle), 5697 nucleotides. Lineage: Eukaryota; Metazoa; Chordata; Testudines; Trionychidae. The record is from RefSeq and is a predicted model, not a curated record.